This is a messenger RNA of Psylliodes chrysocephalus, 1702 nucleotides long. Lineage: Eukaryota; Metazoa; Arthropoda; Insecta; Coleoptera; Chrysomelidae. The record is from the annotation of a GenBank genome assembly.
CUUACGAAAACAGUCGAUGUUUAAUUUUGUGAUAUUAAUGCACCUACUUACAAAAAUUAUAGUUUCAUGAAAACAUUAACUUUUAACUAAUUCAACCAUAAUAAUUUUUGUCUCCGAAUUGAUUACAUGUUUUUUGAAAAGAAUAUUUUAUUUUUGGAAAUUAGGUGUUGUACCUACCAAAUGAUUAGAUUUUAAUAUCAGUCGUUAAGUAAGCAUUAAGGUUAGAAGAGUAUUUUUUUGAAGAUAAAAUUGGUAAAAUAUGAUUGAGAAAGAGUGUAAAGAAGUGCUUUUUAAACAAAAAAAUUAUGAAGAUCAACGGGACCAUGAAAAAAAUAGUUUUCCUUGGCUACUGUACUUUUCUGGAUUUACAGCAAACCUCUUAUUAAUAGCCCCAGGCUUUCUUAUGGUAUGGAUGUCUUCUGCAAUGCCGAAGCUUCUAUCCAACGACACAAAUAUCAACCCCUUAGGAGAACCAAUUUCAGUACCGCAAACCUCAAUACUGGCAAGCAUCCCAGCCAUAGCAGGCACCCUGGGACUCUUACCAUGGGCAAAUCUCAUAGAUAUCUUAGGAAGAAAAAAAACUUUAAUGGUUUUAGCGAUAAUUAUGUUUUGUAACUCAAUAGUAGUAUCUUUCGCUUCCCAUAUUUCAUUUUUCUACUGUCAAGGCUUUAUUACUGGUUUCACUGGAUCUGGAGUUUUAAUUUGCGUUUCAAUAUUUAACAAUGAAAUCGCUGCUGUUACAAAUAGGGGCACAAUAGGGUGUCUUAUGGGUUUAAGUGCACCGUCUGGAAUACUUUUGGGGUACCUAAUUGGGCCAGCUGUUAGCAUCAGAGGGUACUUUUUAUUUUCGACGAUACCACCUGCGUUGCAUUUAAUAUUUUCUGUAUUUAUUCCAGAAUCUCCGGUAUUUCUAGCUAUGAAAGACAGGAAAUUGGAAUGUAUGCGUGCUUUAGAGCGACUUAGAGCGAUUAAAAAUGCCAAAACAAUAGAAAACGAGUAUGACAAGAUGGAGACAGUGGCAAAAGAUGCUUCCAAGCAGAGAAAGGGCAAUUUUUUGGAUAUAUUCAGAAAUAGAUCACCCAGGAAAGCAUUUUUUAUGUGCUUUGGGAUAGCUGCUAUCCAACAGUUUUCUGGUGUGUAUGUUAUACUACUUUUUAUGGGUACGAUUUUUGCAAAUGCGGGUAAAAUUUCGGGUGGGUCGUUCGGAAUUGUGACUGGAAUUGUUCAGCUGUUUAUGGUGUUAAUUUCAGCCAUUGUAGUAGAUAAACUGGGACGAAGGCCGUUGUUGUUGACAUCAACGAUGAGUUGUGCGAUCGCUUUGUUUCUUCUAGGUUUCUACUUUCAUUUGCAACAAAUGGAAUCAGCUGUGGUGGACAGUUUAACGUGGCUACCCAUUUCAUGUGUGCUUCUAUAUAUCAUUGGUUACGGUUUUGGUUUAGGGCCCAUUCCUCCAACUCUUUCAAGCGAGCUUUUUCCGAAUGAUUUGAGAGCUAUAGGUUGCGCUACCGUCUACAUAGCUGAUCACUUGACGAUAUGCGCUACUAUGUUGACUUUUCCAUUAGCUUCUGCGUUUCUGGGUGUACAGUAUUGCAUGUGGUUUUUUAGUAUGUCUUGUUUUCUGGGAUUCAUAAUGAUAUUUUUUGUUUUGCCUGAAACUAAAGGUAAAAGCUUUGAUGAAAUACAAGAAAUUUUAGCUCAUUAG